Messenger RNA from Octopus bimaculoides (California two-spot octopus), 1202 nucleotides. RefSeq names its product four and a half LIM domains protein 2. Gene Ontology annotation, molecular function: zinc ion binding. The record is from RefSeq and is a predicted model, not a curated record. Lineage: Eukaryota; Metazoa; Mollusca; Cephalopoda; Octopoda; Octopodidae.
CCUACUUUCCACCACUUCGUUUAUCUGCCACCACCACCGCAGCUCCUGCUACCAAAUAUUCCACACCCCAGCUUUUCCUUGCCUGCUUCCUCCUCCUAGAUAUAAGUGUGAAGCAACUGAAAACUGGUUUAAGGCUUCUUCUGAACAUCUCCUCUCGUGAUCUACCUACUCUGCUAGCUCCCUUAAUUGUUUCUCUGUUUUUAAGCUAAUAUUUUCUUCUGAAUACACAAAAGCAAUGGAACAGAAUUUCCACAAAGAUCACCUGGCCUGCAAACACUGCGACAAAAAACUGAUAGCUUGUAGAUAUAUCUUAAAAGAUGAGAAUCCCUACUGUAUACCUUGUUAUCAAGAAUUGUUUGCCCACAACUGUUAUGUUUGUAGAAAACCAGUAGGACCUGACUAUAAGGUAAGAGGAAAAUUUACACAAAGUUUAAACUUUUCUAUUUUCUUUCUGUUAAUUGAUAUAUUUAUUUAUUUAAAUUUUGUAGGAAUGAAGAAAUUUGAAUACAAAAAUACUCAAUGGCAUGAAGAAUGUUUCUUGUGCAAUGUCUGCAAAGAGGCCAUUAAAAACAAGAGCUUCAUUCCUCGUGGUGAUGAAGUUGUCUGUAUCCCCUGUUUCGAAAAUAAGUAUGCUCAGAAAUGUGCUAAAUGCAACGGUGUGCUAACCAAAGGUGGUGUUGCAUACAAGGACAUCCCAUGGCAUCGCGAAUGCUUCACUUGCUCAAAAUGCAACAAAAAUCUAGCCGGAGAGAAAUUCACAUCACGUGAGGAAAAGCCGUAUUGUGCUGAUUGCUAUGGUGACUUGUUUGCUAAGAAGUGCUGCAUUUGCUCAAAGGCUAUUAUGGGCUUUGGUGGCACCAAGUUCAUCUCUUUUGAAGACCGUCACUGGCACAGCGACUGCUUCAACUGCAACAAGUGCAAAACAUCUAUGGUUGGCAAGGGUUUCCUUAUGAAUGAGGGAGACAUUGUGUGCCCUCCAUGUGGACGCAACUAAGACCUAUAUCUUGGGUUACUUUACAAGUCUCUUAAAGUCUUUAAAUCUGUCCCUUGGACUUGAUGAAAGUCACCAACAGCAAAAAAAAAAAAAAAAUUUUUUAACCCUAAACGAGUAUGUAAUAAAUAUGGUUUAUCCAUUAGAAUAAUUUAGAUCUAUGAUUAUUUAUUAAAGUUUAAUUGUAAUUUACCCACCGCCUUCUUUUCUA